This is a messenger RNA of Sardina pilchardus (European sardine), 4914 nucleotides long. It is a transcript of the gene phka2, whose product is annotated as phosphorylase kinase, alpha 2 (liver). Lineage: Eukaryota; Metazoa; Chordata; Actinopteri; Clupeiformes; Clupeidae. The record is from RefSeq and is a predicted model, not a curated record. Gene Ontology annotation, biological process: glycogen metabolic process. Gene Ontology annotation, cellular component: phosphorylase kinase complex. Gene Ontology annotation, molecular function: calmodulin binding.
UGCUAUGGCAGUGCGCGACUGAGGCGUACGCCAAAGGAUGACUGCAGAUGUUUGCUGCUGCAUGAGAUUAGUCGUCGGUGUUUCAUCAAAGCACGGGUGUGCGAACGGGAAGAUGUAAACGGUGGAAGAUAUAACGGGGAUUUCAUUACAUUCAACUCAGGCGGAACAUCAGACGGUUCUAACGACACGAUGCUUUCAGAACAGGCGGAACAUCAGCUGUGAGAAUGCGGAGUCGGAGUAACUCGGGAGUCCGAUUGGAUGGGUACGCCAGGCUCGUGCAGGAGACAAUUUUGUGCCAUCAGAAUCCGGUGACGGGCCUCUUACCGGCCAGUGCCCAGCAGAAGGAUGCCUGGGUCAGGGACAACGUGUACAGCAUACUGGCCGUGUGGGGCCUGGGCAUGGCCUACCGCAAGAAUGCUGACCGCGACGAGGACAAGGCCAAGGCCUAUGAACUUGAACAGAGCGUGGUGAAGCUGAUGCAAGGCCUUCUGCAGUGCAUGAUGAGACAGGUGGCGAAGGUGGAGAAGUUCAAGCACACGCAGAGCACCAAGGACUGCCUGCAUGCCAAGUACCACACGGGCACCUGCGCCACCGUGGUGGGGGACGGGCAGUGGGGGCACCUGCAGGUGGACGCCACCUCCCUCUACCUGCUCUACCUGGCACAGAUGACCGCCUCAGGCCUGCACAUUAUUUCCAACUUGGAUGAAGUGGCUUUCAUCCAGAACUUGGUUUUCUACAUUGAGGCUGCGUACAAAGUUGCUGACUAUGGCAUGUGGGAGAGAGGGGACAAGACCAACAAGGGCAUCCCGGAGCUCAACGGGAGUUCUGUGGGAAUGGCAAAGGCGGCCCUGGAGGCUAUUGAUGAGCUGGACCUGUUCGGCGCUCACGGCGGCCCCAAGUCGGUUAUUCAUGUGCUGCCAGACGAGGUGGAGCACUGUCAGUCCAUCCUGUGCUCCAUGCUGCCGAGGGCCUCCACGUCUAAGGAGAUCGACGCUGGCCUCCUGUCCGUCAUCUCCUUCCCUGCGUUUGCUGUGGAGGAUGCCGACCUGGUGAAUCUCACCAAGGGAGACAUCAUCUCCAAGCUGCAGGGUCGGUAUGGUUGCUGUCGAUUUAUUAGAGACGGAUACAGGACUCCAAAGGAGGACCCCACCCGCCUGCACUAUGAUCCAGCUGAGCUGAAGCUGUUUGAGAACAUUGAGUGUGAAUGGCCGGUGUUCUGGACCUACCUCAUAAUAGACGGAGUCUUCAACGAGGACCACGUGCAGGUGCAGGAGUACAGAGAGGCUCUGGAUGAAGUCCUGAUCCGCGGGCAGAACGGGAUACGACUGGUGCCUGAGCUCUACGCUGUACCUGCAGACAAGGUGGAGGAGGAGUACGGGAGCCCACACACGGUGGACCGAGUCGCUGCUGGCCAGCUCCCUCACCUGUGGGGCCAGUCCCUCUACGUCAUCAGCUGUCUGCUAGCGGAGGGCUUCUUGGCUCCAGGAGAGAUCGACCCGCUCAACAGGAGGUUCUCCACCUGCUUCAAACCUGAUGUGGUUCACCAAUCAAGCAUCAUGCCUGCUCGCAUCCUCAGCCACAUCUACGCCAAGCUGGGGUACGUGUGUGUGCCAAUCAGCAUCAUGCCCGCCCGCAUCCUCAGCCACAUCUACGCCAAGCUGGGGAACUGCAAGAAGCUGAAUCUGACUGGUCGGCCUUACAGGCAUAUUGGGGUUUUGGGAACUUCAAAGUUUUACGAGCUCAGAAAUCGUACCUAUGCAUUCACGCCUCAGUUCAUUGACCAGCACCAUUUCUACCUGGCACUGGACAAUCAGAUGAUCGUGGAGAUGUUGCGUAACGAGCUGGCGUACCUGUCCAGCCGUUGGAGAAUGACUGGACGGCCAACACUGACCUUUCCCAUCACCAAGAGCAUGCUGGUGGAUGAAGGUGAGAGCAUUGACCCAUGCAUCCUGUCCACCCUGAGGAAGUUACAAGAUGGCUACUUUGGAGGGGCAAGGGUCCAGAUGGGAACUCUGUCCAGCUUCCUCAUCACCUCCUUUCACACCCAGCUCAGCUUUAUGGACACAGACUCAGAUGACAACUUCCUGGAGGAUGAGGAGGACGAGGAAGAUGAUGAUGAGGAAGAAGAAAGUUACGCUACUGCAGUGUCGGUGGGCAGCGUCAGGAGGGACCUGUUUGAUCAGUACCUCACGAAUCUGGACCAGAGCACAGAGGCCAAAAGUCAUCUCCCUCCCAUCCAGAGGGGGCAGCACCAUGUCUUCAGUGCAGAGCACACCACCAGAGACAUCCUGUCCUUCAUGGCUCAAGUGCAGGGCCUCAACAUCCCAAAAGCGUCGAUGUUCUUGCCUGUUACGUCUGUGAUGAAUAAGCAUCGCAAGUCUCUGAACCUGCUGGUGGUUCCUCAGCACCAUCAGCACCCCACACCAGCAGCCAAGGCACACGGCGCUGAUCUGCACCUGCCACGUGAUGCUCAGGGGAACACGGACUUCGCCUCGCUGGUGCGGCAGUUGAAGGAGUGUCCCACGCUCCAGGACCAGGCCGACAUUCUCUACAUCCUCUACGUCAUGAAGGGACCAGACUGGAUUGUGAAUCUGUCUGGGUGUGGGGCCGGGGCCACGGUCCGCUCCCUGAUCGAGGAGCUGUACGCCAGGGCUGGAUCCAGCAAGGAGUGGGGGCUCAUCCGAUACAUAUCUGGGAUCCUGCAUAAGAGGGUGGAGGUUCUUGCUGAGGCCUGCACUGACCUCAUCUCCCACCAGAAGCAGCUAACGGUGGGCCUUCCCCCAGAGCCGCGAGAAAAAGUCAUCUCCUCUCCUUUACCACCGGAGGAACUCAACACACUGAUCUAUGAGGCCAGUGGACAAGACAUCAGCAUCGCAGUCCUUACUCAGGAAAUCAUGGUGUACCUGGCCAUGUAUAUCCGCUCUCAGCCGGCCCUGUUCGGGGACAUGUUGCGCCUGCGCAUCGGCCUCAUCAUGCAGGUGAUGGCCACCGAGCUGGCACGCAGCCUCCACUGCUCCGGAGAGGAGGCCUCUGAGAGCCUGAUGAACCUCAGUCCAUCGGACAUGAAGAACCUCCUCCAUCACAUCUUAAGUGGGAAAGAGUUCGGGGUGGAGAGGAGCGUGCGUCCACUUGAGUCCACUGCCACCAGUCCAGCCAUCUCCAUUCAUGAGCUGGGCCACACAGGAGCCACCAAGACUGAGCGCACGGGCAUCAGGAAACUCAAGAGUGAAAUCAAACAGCUGGAUGACUCGAGGCCUGCAAGUAUCUUUAGCAGCUCCUACUCCAUCAGCAGCAAUGUCACGUCCCCUCGCUCUACGGUAACCUGCACACACACCAACCUCCUCCACACACACCACCCUCCUCCACACACACCACCCUCCUCCACACACACCACCCUCCUCCACACACACCACCCUCCUCUACACACCACCCUCCUCCACACACACCACCCUCCUCCACACACACACACACACCACCCUCCUCCACACACACCACCCUCCUCCACACACACCACCCUCCUCCACACACAACCUCCCGCACACACACUAUCCUACUCCAUCAGCAGCAAUGUCACGUCCCCUCGCUCUACGAGAUGCAGCAGCCCCUCCACCCCCAGUGGCAUCCUGUCCCCGACGGGCUCUCUGGACCCCCAGCUGGCGUGGGAGGAGCGGCAGGGCCAGUGGCUCCGGCGCCGCCGUCUGGAUGGCGCCAUCAACCGCGUGCCCAUGGGGUUCUACCAGAAGGUCUGGAAGAUUCUGCAGAAGUGCCACGGCUUGUCCAUCGCCGGCUACGUCCUGCCGUCCUCCACCACACGAGAGAUGACGGAGGGGGAGAUCAAGUUUGCGGUGCACGUGGAGUCGGUGCUGAACCGCGUGCCCCAGCCCGAGUACCGGCAGCUGCUGGUGGAGAGCAUCAUGGUGCUGACGCUGGUGGCCGACAUGGAGAUCCAGAGCAUCGGCGGCAUCGUGCACAUCGACCGCAUCGUGCACUCGGCCAACGAGCUGUUCCUGCAGGACCAGAUUGCCCAGGGGGCGUGUGAGUUCUUCCUGGAGAAAGACACGGCCACCGGGAUCUGCAACUUCUUCUACGACAGCGCCCCCAGCGGGAGCUAUGGCACCAUGACCUACCUGUCCAAGGCCGUCAUGAGCUACGUGCACGACUUCUUACCCAACACCACCUGCUUAAUGCAGUGAGGAGGGGAAGCUCUCCCAGCAGAAGCACCACGGCCAGUAUCAGCUACACAGUAGACCAGUCAGAUGAUGUUCACACGUCAACCUUCAGUUUAACCACCAUUUGUUAAUGUCAAUGGAAAUACAAGAAUGUGUGUCAUUGUUAAUACUAACUGGGAAACAAACAACAACAGUACAGGUGACCUUAUAUAGUGAUAUACAGUACAGGUGACCUUAUAGAGUGAUAUCCAGGUGACCUUACAGUAUACAGUACAGAUGACCUUAUAGUGAUAUACAGUACAGGUGACCUUAUAGUGAAAUACAGUACAGGUGACCUUAUAGUGAAAUACAGUACAGGUGACCUUAUAGAGUGAUAUCCAGGUGACCCUCUAGAGAUACAGUACAGGUGACAUUAUAGUGAAAUACAGUACAGGUGACCUUAUAGAGUGAUAUCCAGGUGACCCUCUAGAGAUACAGUACAGGUGACAUUAUAGUGAAAUACAGUACAGGUGACCUUAUAGAGUGAUAUCCAGGUGACCCUCUAGAGAUACAGUACAGGUGACCUUAUAGUGAAAUACAGUACAGGUGACCUUGUAGUGAUAUCCAGGUGACCUUAUAAAGUGAUUUGAAUGCAUUUAUGCAUGUAGAUAUAGUUCAUAUGUUUGUGUAUAACCACCCUCUUAUGCAAUGCAUAAUCUAUGUCUGGCUUUAGCGUAUGUGUGUGUGGUGUCAAACAUGUCCAUUG